Ochotona princeps (American pika) is the source of this 6316-nucleotide messenger RNA. RefSeq names its product ELKS/RAB6-interacting/CAST family member 2 (gene ERC2). The transcript is spliced from 19 exons. Gene Ontology annotation, molecular function: structural constituent of presynaptic active zone. Gene Ontology annotation, cellular component: cytoskeleton of presynaptic active zone. Gene Ontology annotation, biological process: regulation of synaptic plasticity; maintenance of presynaptic active zone structure; neuromuscular synaptic transmission. The coding region runs from base 323 to 3616 and encodes 1097 amino acids. NCBI's taxonomy places the organism in Eukaryota, Metazoa, Chordata, Mammalia, Lagomorpha, Ochotonidae. The record is from RefSeq and is a predicted model, not a curated record.
GCUCGGGCUCCGGCGCCGGCUCCUCCCGGCCGGCCGCCCGCCCGGGGCUGAGGCGACGUGAGGUUGUAAAAAUCCAUGUGGGACGGCCCCGGGGCGAGCGAGCAUCGCGGAAAGGUAUGGAGUUCCAGCUGUGAGAGACAGAGAAGCGGGAAGAAAACUCUUGAAAAUGGGCUUGGAAGCAAAUCUCUGAUUGGAGUCACGUUCUGGUACAGACUACAAAAAUGAUGCAUUGAAAAUUCUGGCUAACAGUGAAAAUAUUGACUUAAACUCCAACUCAGUAUAGCAUUUCUUCUCUUGAGUAGCAACUUAAAAUACAAGAAAAAUGUAUGGGAGUGCAAGAACAAUUACUAACCUGGAAGGUAGUCCUGCCAGGUCUCCUCGUUUGCCAAGGUCACCUCGUUUGGGUCAUCGAAGAACAAGUAGUGGGGGAGGUGGAGGAACAGGCAAGACCCUGUCAAUGGAAAACAUCCAGUCGCUUAAUGCAGCCUAUGCUACAUCUGGACCGAUGUAUCUGAGCGAUCAUGAGGGAGUGGCUUCAACAACUUACCCAAAGGGCACCAUGACUCUGGGCAGGGCUACCAAUCGAGCUGUAUAUGGAGGUCGAGUCACGGCCAUGGGGAGUAGCCCCAAUAUUGCUUCUGCGGGACUUUCCCACACUGAUGUGCUUUCGUACACAGAUCAACAUGGUGGUCUCACCAGCUCAUCCCAUCAUCACCACCACCAGGUCCCCUCUAUGUUAAGGCAGGUAAGAGAUAGCACAAUGUUAGAUCUUCAAGCCCAACUCAAGGAGCUCCAGAGAGAAAAUGACCUCCUCCGGAAAGAGCUGGACAUCAAGGACAGCAAGUUAGGAUCAUCCAUGAACAGCAUCAAGACUUUCUGGAGCCCUGAGCUGAAGAAAGAGCGAGUCUUGAGGAAAGAAGAGGCAGCUCGGAUGUCUGUCCUCAAGGAGCAGAUGAGGGUUUCCCAUGAGGAAAAUCAGCACCUGCAGUUGACAAUCCAGGCCCUUCAGGAUGAGCUGCGAACCCAGAGGGACCUCAAUCACCUCCUGCAGCAAGAGAGCGGCAACCGGGGAGCCGAGCACUUCACCAUUGAGUUAACUGAGGAGAACUUCAGGCGUCUGCAAGCAGAGCAUGACCGACAGGCGAAGGAGCUGUUCCUUUUGAGAAAGACGUUAGAGGAGAUGGAGCUUAGAAUCGAGACACAGAAACAGACUUUAAAUGCACGAGAUGAGUCUAUUAAAAAGCUCCUUGAGAUGCUGCAAAGCAAAGGUUUGCCGUCCAAAAGCCUCGAGGAUGACAAUGAGCGGACGCGGAGGAUGGCAGAGGCGGAAUCUCAGGUCAGCCACUUGGAAGUGAUUUUAGACCAGAAGGAGAAGGAGAACAUACAUCUGAGAGAGGAAUUGCAUCGAAGAAGCCAACUCCAGCCGGAGCCAGCCAAGACGAAGGCUCUCCAGACUGUCAUUGAAAUGAAGGAAGCUUCAGGUUUUAAUUUUGGUCCUGAUUUGGUCUGGCAGGACACAAAAAUCGCUUCAUUGGAGCGAAACAUAAGGGAUCUCGAAGAUGAGAUCCAGAUGUUAAAAGCCAGUGGUGUGCUGAACACUGAGGACCGUGAGGAAGAGAUCAAACAAAUAGAAGUUUACAAAAGCCACUCCAAGUUUAUGAAGACCAAGAUUGAUCAGCUGAAGCAGGAACUUUCAAAGAAGGAGUCAGAACUUCUUGCCUUACAAACAAAGCUUGAAACCCUUAGCAAUCAAAAUUCAGAUUGCAAGCAACACAUUGAAGUGCUUAAAGAGUCGCUUACUGCCAAAGAACAGAGGGCUGCCAUUCUUCAGACCGAGGUAGAUGCACUGAGAUUACGACUGGAAGAGAAAGAAUCUUUUCUCAAUAAGAAGACGAAGCAGCUGCAGGACCUCACGGAAGAGAAGGGGACUCUGGCCGGAGAGAUCCGUGACAUGAAGGACAUGUUGGAAGUGAAGGAAAGAAAAAUCAACGUGCUGCAGAAGAAGAUUGAGAACUUGCAAGAACAACUUAGGGAUAAAGACAAGCAACUGACCAACCUGAAAGACAGAGUGAAGUCCUUGCAGACGGAUUCCAGCAACACGGACACUGCGCUGGCCACGCUAGAGGAGGCCCUGUCAGAGAAGGAGAGAAUAAUUGAGCGCUUGAAAGAACAGCGGGAGAGAGAUGAUCGAGAAAGACUAGAAGAGAUAGAAUCCUUCCGGAAAGAGAACAAGGACCUGAAGGAGAAGGUCAAUGCUUUACAGGCUGAGCUGACUGAGAAGGAGUCUAGUUUAAUUGACCUCAAAGAACAUGCGUCUUCAUUAGCCUCUGCUGGGCUGAAAAGAGACUCCAAAUUAAAAUCUUUAGAAAUAGCCAUUGAGCAAAAGAAAGAAGAAUGCAGCAAAUUGGAAGCACAGUUAAAAAAGGCACAUAAUGUUGAAGAUGACUCCAGGAUGAAUCCCGAGUUUGCAGAUCGGCUGAAACAGCUGGAUAAAGAGGCAUCUUACUACCGGGACGAGUGUGGCAAGGCCCAAGCAGAAGUUGAUCGGCUGCUGGAGAUCCUCAAGGAGGUGGAGAAUGAAAAGAAUGAUAAGGACAAGAAGAUUGCAGAGCUUGAGAGGCAUAUGAAGGAUCAGAAUAAGAAGGUGGCCAACCUCAAGCACAACCAACAGUUGGAAAAGAAGAAGAAUGCCCAGUUACUAGAAGAGGCCCGCAGACGAGAGGAUAGCAUGGCUGACAACUCGCAGCAUUUGCAGAUAGAGGAACUGAUGAAUACGCUGGAGAAGACCAGGCAGGAACUGGACGCCACCAAAGCCCGCCUCGCCUCCACCCAGCAGUCCCUGGCUGAGAAAGAAGCCCACUUGGCCAACCUUCGGAUAGAGCGGAGGAAACAGCUGGAAGAGAUCCUGGAGAUGAAACAGGAAGCAUUACUUGCGGCUAUCAGUGAAAAAGAUGCAAACAUUGCCUUGUUGGAGUUGUCUGCCUCCAAAAAGAAAAAGACGCAAGAAGAAGUCAUGGCCCUCAAGCGGGAGAAAGACCGACUGGUGCAUCAGUUAAAGCAGCAGGUAUAUAAACCUAAGAAACAUCCCCCGACCUCGAAUAUACCAUGCACAUGUGAUGCUGGCUACAGCCCAGAUAUUACAGUCAAGUACUUCGGGUCCAACUACGAUGCAUACAUGAGCCCAAGGUCUCAGACCCAGAACAGAAUGAAGCUGAUGGCAGACAACUACAGUGAGGACCACCACCACUACCACCACCACCACCACCACCACCACCAUCGAUCUCCUGGGAGGUCGCAGCAUUCCAAUCACAGGCCCUCUCCGGACCAGCUAUCAGAAGGGCUGAAUGAAAGGAAAAGGCAGCUCUGCAGCAAUAUUCUGAUAAUCUAUUGCAGUGCAGCUCUCAUCACUGUCCAGCACCACCUGGAGCGGCUCACCAGGACCGAAGGGGAGUUUUCACUGUCAGUACUGAAUGUGAUUCUGUUCAGCUUAAUAUUUCCUGCGCCAUCUCAUGUCACUUCUCAUGGAUUGGGAUGUGUUGGAAAGGAAGAAGGCAGAGGAGGAGAAGGACAGGCCCCUCUGCUUUUGGGGGUUGGGAUGUGGGCUUUGGAGAUGUGAUCAUCUCUUUCCGAAUGUCUUUAUUGGGUAGCAUUUUUAUUUGUUUCCUUAACCAUCGUUGGAUAAUUUGAACUCCAUGGAAUUUUAAAGUCUGGCUUCAGUUUCUCUUGGACCACUUGCUUCGUCUCCCGUGAUGCUGCUGGUUCAGUCUCAGUGGUCAUUCCUAACGCAUUAGAUUAUCAAACAGUGGUCCUUCACUGUGAGUGAGUGAUGUUGGAAGUGUCUGGGUACCGCAGUGUGUGGAAUGGUUGACAAAGCAACAAAAACACCAAAAAUUGUGAGCCUUUACCCUCCUCUAUUUCUUUAAUCUGCUGUUCGAAGAGCCACCUUUUGGUGGCAUAACCAGUAGUUUACCUCUGGGCCAGGUUGGAAAUGAAAUCAAUUUUUAACCACUACUACUUGCCAAGAAAUCGCCUUAUGAGAACAUGGUGUGUGUCUCUGACAAUGCAUGGCACAUCUAAAUUGGUCAUUCUUAGUUUUUCCUCCCUGCUGAUGUACUGGAGUGUGGUGAAAGCCCAAGGCACCUGCAUCUACACUGCGCAGGUUCCACGUGUCUCCACAGCUGGACCUGACGCAGCCUCAGGCUCUUACCACUCCAGCACAUGCAGGUUCUCCAUGAAGAAGCUGGGACUCAUUCGCAUUUUGAGAUCCAAAUGCUGUGCAAACAGUGUAAACUUUGAUCUUCUGUAAACAAUGGGUCAUUUCUCGUGUGUGUGUGUGUGUGUGUGUGUUUGUUUUUAAUGUCUCCAACAUGGAUUCCAAAGCAUUUUCAGCAUCCAACAUGAACACGUUGCUGAAUGAGGAACAAUCACACAAGCUGUGUUUCUGUAUAUAGCACUACACAAUAUGUAUGUGGAUACAGAGUCAUUCUUCAAAGCACAUGCCAGGGAAGGGGGCCACAUUUUGAGGUCUUUUACAUACAUUGACAUGGUACUAAGGAGAAUUAAACUCCUAAUGCUUCCACUGAAGAUUACUAAAAACAUUAAUGUUGUAAUGACUUCAUACUAUUCAUGACCAAACCUGGCAAACAGGUACAACUCUUAUAUUGAUCCAUUUUCUUGUUGAUGGAAGCAACCCUUCCAAGUGUAUGCAAGUGGGAAAUGAAACCCUGCUUUCUCUCUUUCUUUCUUUCUUUUUUAAAGGAAAAAUAGUGAAUUUAAGCAUGAGUGGCCUUAAUCAAUAGAGUUGUCUUUCUUUGCUGCUGUGGAAAGGAUUCUAAUCAGGUGUCCCUGAAGUCUUGCAUUGAAUUUAGUCGUUCCUAUUACUUUUUAAAAUGCUGGUGCAAUUAACUCUGAGCCUCUCUUGUGAGCCAUAGAGAUAUUUCAAAAGACAAACACCUUAUUUGUUGGAGAAGAGGAAACCAACUCUGACUUGCGCUCUCCGCUUGUUGGUGCAUUCGGAGUAACAAAUUCACGCAGGUUUCUUGCUUCUGGCUUUGUUCUCGUCCGUAAGUAAAGCAAAUACGUAAAGCUUAUGUGUCGCACAAACAGUCCAGUUACGUUCAUGUUUAAAACAUUUGUCCUUUAACUAUCAAAGAGAUCCAGGUCUUGGUUGAAGAAGUGAGCAGAGUUCUUUGCAAGCCCCUAGUGUGACACAAUGUCACACUGGAAACCCAGGCCACAGACCAGUCCCCCUGGACAGUUUGGGUGUCUUCAAAGGGGUGGUCCUCACUGCCUCCCAGAACCAGGUCCUGACCUGAACUCUGCAGCUGAAUACUUGAAAUAGAAACCCAACAGGGAAAAAUAGAAUCCUCCAAAUGAAUACAAAACAACCAACCAUGUAUUGUUCUAUAUUUCUACGUAUGUGCCAAUUUUGUCACAGCUAUUAUUUGGGGUAUCAUCUUUGGCUCCUCUCUGAUUGAUUAAAAGUAUUAUUGAUCAUACUUUUAAGGGGGUGGGUCUAUCCCUUAGUCCCAGAAAAAUUGAAAUUCUGUUCAAAGUAACAUCAUUCUUCACUUCAUAUACUCUGAUGUUUCGGGGUUACUCUCUCCAAAAAUCCCUUUUCACACCCUAUUAAAAGAAUCUCUGGGUUUACAGCAAACACUGUGAUGCUGGGGAAGAUAUCUCCUUCAUGCAAACUUCGGCAGGCUCCCUUCUAAUUGUAAGUAGUUGGAGAAGAAGUUGGGGCUAACCUUUAGAAGUUGAUCUUACUUUGUGCAAAAGCAGACUUGUACUUUAUACCCCAUUUGAUUUCCAUGUACAGUCUCAAUUUUGUAUUUAAUGAUUUUUUUGUGUAUAUCCAGUAUGCACGUGAACAGCGUGUCAACUUUCAUUUGAGAAGAGGGUCUUCAAUUUACUCUCUCAACAGUUUAUGACGAGGCCGCAAACGUAUUGACAUAAGCUCUAUCUGCGAUGUUUUUGUGUAGAGUGGUCUUUGAAUGCUGCCAGGGGUCGGUGUAUCUAAUUUUCCCUGAGACCCUUGUUUGGUAGUGCUUCUUGUAAUAUUUCUCCAAGUGAGUGGCAUGUGGGUUGUGAUAUUGACCAUGUGACUAUGGGCAUCGAUAUGACAAAAAUAAAUACAACUAAGGAAUCCUCAAAACUUCCAGUGGGCAUGUAUCAGCCAGUCAUUGUAACCUCGUGUCUAGUAGAAAUACAACGUGCGCGAUGUGUACAGUUCAUGACCUUGUUCCCAUGUGUAUGAGAAGUACUUUGUGCUGAUCGCCUUAUUUAUAUUCAUCAAAUAAACCUUGUUUCUUUCUGA